GGAGCCUGUCGCGCUACGUUGAGUUCCGUCUAGCGGUUAGUGGAGAGGCUGUAGUCCAGUCUGCCAAUCUCUGCAGGAAGGAGGAAGUCAGCGGGCUCCCUUCUUUGUCCGAACUUACAACAUACAGAGGUGAAAGCUGCAGAGACCAUGGAGUCCACAAGGAGACGCACUCAGCACAGUACCAAUGGAAAUGGAUCUGGGGCAGUGGAGAAGUCAGCACAGUGGGGCAGAGCAUGGGAGGUGGACUGGUUUUCCCUGAUUAGUGUUGUCAGCCUUCUUUGCUUUGCUCCCUUCAUUGUCUUUUACUUUGUGAUGGCCUGCGAUCAGUACGAGUGCUCCAUCAGCCAACCUCUGUUAGAAUUGUACCAAGGAAAGGCAACAUUGCCCUCUAUCUGGGCCCGGGCCCCCUCUUUCACAUGGACCGCUGCUAAGAUAUAUGCUGUCUGGGUGAGCUUUCAGGUGUUCCUCUAUAUAUGUAUUCCUGAUGUUGUCCAUAAGUUCAUUCCAGGCUACGUCGGUGGAGUUCAGGAUGGAGCUCGUACCCCUGCUGGUCUUAUUAACAAGUAUGAGAUCAACGGGCUGCAGUGUUGGAUCAUCACCCAUGCUCUGUGGUUUGCAAAUGCCAAUUAUCUCCACUGCUUUUCUCCCACUAUCAUCUUCGACAACUGGAUCCCCCUGAUGUGGUGUGCCAAUAUACUUGGCUAUGCUGUCUCUACCUUUGCCUUUUUAAAGGCCUACCUGUUCCCCACCAACGCUGAAGACUGCAAGUUUACAGGGAACAUAUUCUAUAACUACAUGAUGGGCAUUGAGUUCAACCCGCGCAUUGGCAAGUGGUUCGACUUCAAGUUGUUCUUCAAUGGCAGACCUGGCAUCGUUGCCUGGACUCUGAUUAAUCUGUCCUACAUGGCCAAGCAACAAGAGCUCUACGGCCAAGUCACCAACUCCAUGAUUCUGGUUAAUGUGCUGCAGGGUAUUUAUGUGUUGGAUUUCUUCUGGAAUGAGGCAUGGUACCUGAAGACUAUUGAUAUCUGCCAUGACCACUUUGGGUGGUAUCUGGGCUGGGGGGACUGUGUGUGGCUGCCGUACCUCUACACCCUGCAGGGCCUGUACCUGGUGUACCACCCAGUCCAGCUCUCAGACACUCAUGCCCUCGCUGUCCUGUUGCUGGGUCUGAUUGGGUAUUACAUCUUCCGCUCUACCAACCAUCAGAAAGAUCUGUUCCGCCGCACAGAGGGUGCCUGCUCCAUCUGGGGACGCAGGCCGACACACAUCGAGUGCUCGUACCUGUCUGCUGACGGCCGCAGCCACCGCAGUAAGCUCCUGACCUCAGGUUUCUGGGGAGUGGCGCGCCACUUCAACUACACCGGCGAUCUGAUGGGCUCCCUAGCCUACUGUGCUGCCUGUGGUUUCAGCCACAUUCUUCCAUACUUCUACAUUGUUUACAUGACCAUCCUGCUGGUCCACCGCUGCAUACGAGACGAACACCGCUGCAGCAGCAAGUACGGUAAAGACUGGAAACUUUACACUGACGCAGUGCGUUACAGGCUGAUUCCUGGAGUAUUUUAAAGAGAGGAAGGAGGAAUUAGAAAAGAAACACAGCACAUGGACGGUGAAAUGAUGAAUACAUGGUGAAGCAAGUUAAGCUUGGCUCCUCCCACUGAACAUUCUCCACUGAACUUCAGACUGUGUACUUUGAUCAAUUUUUUGUGCAUUUGUACUAGUGUGCACUGCAAGCCUGUUUCAAUAAUUCUCUGCCUCAAAAAUACAAUUUGAUCGUUUUCUGUUUCUAUAAAGCUGUAACAGUGUGCCAUCAUACAGAACAUUUUUAGAAAGAUGUAUUUUUUUAAUAUCAUCAGUAACAGACAAAGUUACUUUUGUAAAACACUGACCGUGUGAUGCUGCUCAUAACGGUGUUGUUGUGCCCCCAUAAGCCACAUGUCAUUUGCAUUAAGGAACAUCAGAUAUCUGGAACGAAAAGACUUGAAUCUCAAUGUACCAGCUAUUUCUUCAAAAACGUAUCAUGUUCAAAUUUGUCUGGUAUCAGAAUGGUUGUGUUCCUUUUCAGUGGAUAUUUUGGCGGACUUUGAAAGUCCAUUUUCAUUCAGAUCAAUAAAAAACACCCGGUUGCUUGUUUGUAGCAGCAGUGGUGGACUCUUAUCUAUAGACCGAGUAUCUUAUACCCUUGUUGUACUCAUUGUCAUUAUUAGAUCUAACCUAAUGGUCCUUCUCCAGUCAGGAAAAGUAUUUGUUGAGUCUUACGGUUGAGAAUCAUCCGAAACUCUGGCUGAGAACGUAUUACUGUUCACAUACAUCGCUGGUAACAGUUUCUGCAUUGAUAAUGUUAAUGCGAUCAUCCAAAGUUCAUCCACAUUCCAACUCUAAGGAAAUGUUUUAUUUUCUUAAGCGAUAUUGCUUCUCUGAAUUUUACAAUUUCCCAAAACAUUACAGCUCUCACGCAAUAAACAAAAAAAAUAACUUUUA
Girardinichthys multiradiatus is the source of this 2481-nucleotide messenger RNA. RefSeq names its product 7-dehydrocholesterol reductase (gene dhcr7). Lineage: Eukaryota; Metazoa; Chordata; Actinopteri; Cyprinodontiformes; Goodeidae. Gene Ontology annotation, molecular function: 7-dehydrocholesterol reductase activity. Gene Ontology annotation, cellular component: endoplasmic reticulum membrane. Bases 148 to 1566 code for a protein of 472 amino acids. The transcript is spliced from 8 exons. The record is from RefSeq and is a predicted model, not a curated record. Gene Ontology annotation, biological process: brassinosteroid biosynthetic process; cholesterol biosynthetic process.